AUGGCGCCACCGGCAAAGAAAAAAUGUUCUGGGUGUAAAGAAAAUAUUGAAGACCGAAGAUUCUUACAAUGCUCCAAAUGUAAUAGAUUGUACGAUUUAUUGUGCGCAAAUGUUCCCGAAACACGGUUCUAUAGUACGAUGACGGAAGACCAUAAAAAGAAAUGGAUUUGUCAGCUAUGCAAGUCGCAACAACCAAAGGGUGAUAACACGGAUUCACCUGCGCGAACAGGAAGAGAUGACGAUAACUUUUCCGAGUCAGAGAACAAUGUGACAUUUCGUAAGAACAGCAAUGUGAAAAUCUGUCCAUGCAUUUCAGCUGAUGAAAUCCGUAAAAUCUUCAGAGCCGAGUUCCAAAGUUCAAUGAGGCAAAUAACCGAAGGAAACAUUACUCAACUACAAGAGAUGAAGAAAGUUAUCGCGGAGUUCAAGGCGUCCAUAACUUUCUUUAACGAGCAAUUUGAAGAAAUGAAAAAUGAGGCGUCUAUUCAGAAAACAAUAGUUGAGAACCUACAAAAAGAAAACGAGCAACUAAAGACUAAUAAUCUCGAAAUUACUGCCAAACUGAGGACUUUGGAUCAACAAAUGAGAGCGGCAAACGUGGAGAUACAUUGUGUACCGGAAUUUAAAACGGAAUCAUUGAUAUCAACGGUUAAACAACUUGGUAACGUUAUAAACCACCCUGUCCAGGACACUGACCUACAAUAUUGCUCCAGAAUAGCAAAACUAAAUCCUGCUAAUCCGCGUCCAAGAGCAAUCUUAGUGAAGUUCAGCAGCCCCCGCUUCAAGGAAUCUUUUCAUAAAGCAGCAAUACAAUAUAAUAAAAAUAACCCCAGUAACCGACUCAAUACAGGCCAUCUCGGUAUCGCAGAAGAAAAGAAGUCGGCUAUAUUCAUAGCAGAGCACCUGACGCCUGAAAAUAAACAACUCCAUGCAGCAGCACGCGCAAAGGCGAAAGAAUUAAACUACAGGUUUGUGUGGGUUAGGAACGGACGGAUAUAUAUAAGAAAAAAUGAGGAAAGCAGUCACAUCCCAGUGCUAAAUAAAAGUGUGUUAGACAAUUUAGCAGUUUAAUUUAGCUUAGUAUGUUUAAUAAUUGUGGACUCUAAUGCAUGUCUUAGUAAAUAUAUGUAUCAAUAAUGGUUACUCAUAAAAAAAUUAAUCAUCAAGGAU
Messenger RNA from Bombyx mori (domestic silkworm), 1170 nucleotides. RefSeq lists its product as uncharacterized. Gene Ontology annotation, biological process: retrotransposition. The transcript has a single exon. Gene Ontology annotation, cellular component: ribonucleoprotein complex. The record is from RefSeq and is a predicted model, not a curated record. The coding region runs from base 1 to 1071 and encodes 356 amino acids. NCBI's taxonomy places the organism in Eukaryota, Metazoa, Arthropoda, Insecta, Lepidoptera, Bombycidae. Gene Ontology annotation, molecular function: single-stranded RNA binding.